Molecule: messenger RNA, 2089 nt
Organism: Epinephelus fuscoguttatus (brown-marbled grouper)
Lineage: Eukaryota; Metazoa; Chordata; Actinopteri; Perciformes; Serranidae
Gene: ctu2
Product: cytosolic thiouridylase subunit 2 homolog (S. pombe)
Exons: 16
Coding region: 334-1869 (511 amino acids)
Biological process (GO): tRNA wobble position uridine thiolation
Cellular component (GO): cytosol
Molecular function (GO): tRNA binding; sulfurtransferase activity
Source: RefSeq, a predicted model, not a curated record
AAGAGCCACAAGUCCAUCCAUGGGAAACACCACCACGAGACUGUUAUCACACAGUUGUUAUCGAAAUAAAGUCAGUAGAAUAAAUAUUUAAGUUAACGGCAUAACAGCGUAACAUAUCGCAGAAACGCGAGGCUGUAUGUAUCGACUUUAUCUAAACGCUGCUUGGCAUUUCAAGCUAACUCAUUAGAUAGCAGCUUAGAGCUGCGUCACUGAUCUACGAAUUUUAAGUUAGACACAACGAUAAGUCUAACCAACAGCUCGUAUCCUUGUAAACUCUAAGAAGGGAUCUGAUUCAGUAGUAACCACUGUCUGAGCCUGUUAGCCAUCUUCACUAUGUGCCAGGUGGAUGAAGACUACCACGAUCAGCUGGAGCGCGUGGACGUGCCCAGUGUUUCUAAGAAAUGUGUCAAAUGCAAAGAGGGGACAGCAGCAGUGGUCAUUAGAGCUGGAGAUACGUACUGCAGGGGCUGUUUCAGGGAAUACUUCAUUCAUAAGUUCAGAGCCAUGCUGGGCAAAAACAGGGUCAUUUACCCUGGGGAGAAGGUGUUGCUGGCUGUAUCUGGAGGUCCUUCCUCCUGUUCAAUGCUAAGUCAAGUCCAAGAGGGUUUGAGUCAGAAUGCUCACAAGAAGUUGAGAUUCUUACCUGGCAUUGUCUACAUUGACGAGGGCGGUGCUGUAGGUCAAUCUAUGGAGGAAAGACAGAGGACAGUGGCUGAGCUGCAGGCUGUGUUCAAAGCUACUGGUUUCCCCUUCCACAUAGUGCCUCUGGAACAGGUUCUGAAUCUUCCCAGCUCAGUCGUGGUGACGGCCCCAUCACCUUCUGAGCGACCAGCCAGUGCCUACAAGGCAGCUGUGGAUCACUUCAUUCAGAGCGACAGCAGAAGCUGUUUGGCACAACAGGAACAGGAGGAAACAUCAGUACCCGUUGUUCUGGAGUCCCAUACACACUCCCUGCAGCAGCUGAUUGGCUCUGCUAAAACACUGACAGCUAGUGAAGACCUGCUCAACACAUUAAGGCAGCAUGUGCUGGUGCACACAGCUCGGACUGAAGGCUACAGUAAACUGAUGCUGGGAGACAACUGCACCAGACUGGCUGUUAAACUGCUCACCAGUAUAUCACUGGGCAGAGGAGCACAACUGGCUCAGGACACGGGUUUCUCAGACUCCAGGUAUGGUGACAUCAUAUUAGUGAGGCCAAUGAGGGACUACUCCGCUAAAGAAAUAGCCUACUACAACCGAAUGUUCAAUGUGCUCUCUGUUUUCAUACCGAGCCUGGACACUAAGACAGCAGACAAGGCCAGCAUCCAGCGUCUAACAGAGAGCUUUGUCACUAAACUGCAGGCAGACUUCCCCUCUACUGUCAGCACCAUCUACAGGACCAGUGAGAAGCUGCAGACAGCAUGUAAGAGCUCCACAGCCAACCACUGUGACAGAUGUUUGCUGUGUAUGUGCACCCUGGAUACUGCUGCUGAGAAUGCUUCAGCCUUCAAGACCACACUGAUCUCAGAGCAACUCUCCCAGACUAAAUCUCCAGGAGCUACUACUGCUGAGAUCCAGAGGCAAAACCAAGCUUUAGUGCAGCCAAAAUCAACUGCUGCCACUGGACAGUGUUGCUCCUCUGGUGGAAGAGAGGAUUGUGGGAAAGAAGGUGGAGGCUGCUGUUCAUCUGCCAGGGUACCAGAGACAAGCCAUCUGAAGAGCCUGUUGUGUUACAGCUGUCAGCUCACCAUCAAAGACAUGUCUUCAGUGGAAUGUCUGCCACAGUACAUCCUGUCAGAGGCUCAGCGGAGGCACAGGAGGUCUCAAAUGAGAGAGGAGAUCAAUGAGUUUCUGCUGGGGGAUCAUGAUGAUGGUGAUCAAGGCGAUUAGAGGGAGAAGUGAUGCUCAAUGUUUACCUCCAGCUCUCCACUCUGGAAAAAAACUGAAUUAUGCUCAUUUCAUACUGCAGGGAGUGGAGGACUUUCAAAUAUAAAUGACAUGUAUAGAAUUUUUACAACACCAGCCUUCUAUUAUCUAUGUCUCAUUAUCCUGUAGGCUGUGUUUUUUAACAGUGAUUAGACACACACACACACACACACACACACACACA